AUGCGCCGGAUCAGCAUCCCCGUUGUGGCAGAGACCUUCGACGGACUGCUCAACAAUAUCAGUGCAUCAGUCGUUGAUAAGCAGGCAGUCUACGACGCCAUUGAGGCAUCAAAAACCCAGACAGAGAUUCUGGAGGGAAAUUACGGUGGAGGCACGGCAAUGAGGUGUCAUGGCUAUAAAGGAGGUACUGGCACUAGUUCCAGAAUAGUUCCUGGGGUUGAUAAGGAUUACACACUUGGUGUACUUGUACAAGCAAAUCAUGGGCAGAAGGAUGACCUCCGAAUUGGAAAUGUGCCGGUUGGAGAGUUCUUAGUUAGGGAAGAAGCUCGGGCUCGAGCUGCGUCGAAAAAAGAGGAGACGCAGUUUCCCAGGGGAGGAAAGGCAGCAGAAGGAAGCAUUAUAAUCGUUGUCAUUACCGAUGCACCAUUACUUCCACACCAAUUGCGUCGCAUCGCACAACACGCAGGAAUGGGUGUCACGCAGGUUGGAGGCCACGCUGCUGGACGAAACUUUUCCGGUGAAAUAUUUCUUGCUCUUUCCACGGGAACCUCUCCCAAUGAGUUGGCUACAUCAUCAAGCGGAUUCGAUUACCUUCCUCCACUCGAAACACAGCAAGUAGAGACACUCAAGAACGAGGUGAUUGACUCAUUGUUCUAUGCAACCUCCGAGGCGACGGAAGAGGCUAUCUUGAACUCCAUGUGCCGGGCAGAACCAUUGACAGGGUUCAGAGGACGUGCUCAGCCGGCAUUGCCUGUCGACAGGGUGAAGGAAUUGUUGGAUAAGUAUAUGGUGAAGUUUGAGGAUGCAUGA
Messenger RNA from Talaromyces amestolkiae, 810 nucleotides. RefSeq lists its product as uncharacterized. The coding region runs from base 1 to 810 and encodes 269 amino acids. NCBI's taxonomy places the organism in Eukaryota, Fungi, Ascomycota, Eurotiomycetes, Eurotiales, Trichocomaceae. The transcript is spliced from 4 exons. The record is from RefSeq and is a predicted model, not a curated record. Gene Ontology annotation, molecular function: aminopeptidase activity.